AUGAACGGAAACCGCGUGCCUUCAGCUUUGGUACUGAGUGCUUUUUGCUUCGCAGCCCAGGCCACAGCACAUGGCAUCGCUUCAGCUCUUGUCGUAGGAAGCACCUUCUACGACGGUUAUAAUCCUAGCUACCAGUAUAAGAACCCACCCCCGACAGUGGUGGGCUGGUCUGUACCUGAUGAUCUCCAGAAUACCUUCAUCAGCCCCGACAAGUUCGGUACGGCAGAUAUGGUAUGCCACCUGGGCGCGAAGCCCGCCGGGGCCGCCGUGCCAUUAAAGGGAGGCGAUGUCGUCGAGGUGCAGUGGACGCCAUGGCCUGCCUCGCACAAAGGUCCCGUUAUCGAUUACCUUGCCAACUGCAACGGCCCCUGUGAAACCGUCGACAAGACCAAGUUGAAGUUCUUCAAAAUCCAAGAGGUCGGGUUCAUCGACCCAGCAUCCGAUUUGUGGGCAGCAAAUGUCCUCGCGAGCAACAACAAUAGCUGGUUAGUGAGGAUCCCAUCAGAUAUCGCUCCAGGGAACUACGUCCUCCGCCACGAGAUCAUCGCCCUGCACGCUGCAGGCGGCACGAACGGGGCACAAGCCUACCCCUUUUGCUACAAUCUUGCCAUAGACGGCACAGGUUCGGCGAAACCGGACGGUAUUCCAGCGACGCAGUUCUACAAGGCCAACGACCCUGGAAUCAAGUUUGACCUGUUUAGCCACCCGACGACAUAUGUCAUCCCAGGUCCACCCUUAUACACCGGGGCUCUUUCUGUCAGUCAAUCGAAAGGCGCCAAGAUCACGGCGACUGCCAGCGGCGUGUAUGCCUUCACGGCGGCGCAACACAAGAUUCGCCAAGCUGUAACUACGACUCCCACCUCGUUUGCAACAUCGACGAGAACGAAUGUUGGGAUCACUCUACCUGCGUUUGCACUACCCACAGAAACUUCGGUCACAACAUCUUCUGGACUGCCCGCCACGCUUCCUUAUAUCGAGUAG
This is a messenger RNA of Neoarthrinium moseri, 981 nucleotides long. RefSeq lists its product as uncharacterized. The record is from RefSeq and is a predicted model, not a curated record. The transcript is spliced from 5 exons. The coding region runs from base 1 to 981 and encodes 326 amino acids. Lineage: Eukaryota; Fungi; Ascomycota; Sordariomycetes; Amphisphaeriales; Apiosporaceae.